Molecule: messenger RNA, 2262 nt
Organism: Ectocarpus sp. CCAP 1310/34
Lineage: Eukaryota; Phaeophyceae; Ectocarpales; Ectocarpaceae
Source: the annotation of a GenBank genome assembly
CUUGCGUGAACUUCUUGGUCAAGUCCCGCACGCAUAGGAGAGUGCCGUCUUCACAAGCAGCCCGGCGGACGCGUGGUCCUUCCGCCAGAUCCCUCCCCGAUUCGAUGCAGAUGUUGUGCACACGAAACGAAGAUAUUAUUGUCGCCGUUUUCUUCGAUGUCAAGACCUGCGUCACGACGUCGACCGAGAACCAGGGCAGCGUGAGGCAGUUUUUAAACCAGGCAAGUGUCAAGAAUUCUUUCUGUGAGACUUUCGCGGAGAGGGUUGCAUCUCUGCGACCAAUACUGAAACAGUGCGCCGAUGGAGACAUGAACGACGCGGCAUUACGAUCGGUGCAAGACGAGUUCUUACGUUUCGGGCCCGACGUCGAUCAAAUGCGGCAUGUAUGCUUUACAGCAGCUGCCUAGCACGCGCGUAGGUAUGUAUGCCUUCUCGUUCUGAGGGGCUCACGGGUGAUUCAGGCAUGCACAUUUUUUGGCUGACACAAUUCGCUUGUUGCAAGCAGCCGCUACCUUGGUGUUUGUGUUCGAACCCCGCUGUUGGGGAAACGAGGUUUGGAUAGUCAGUCCUCGGCACGCAUGUGAAACAUAAUCAUUGGCAUAUCAACUGCGGUAUUUAUUUAUGUGAUUGAGAUCAUGGUGCGAAAUUGAGUGAAAACGAGCGGAGUACGGCUGCUCGACGUGAACAGGUGGAUUAAUACGGCUUCGAAACAAUCCAUAAUACCAUUGCUGCAAUACGAGGGCCAGCGUAGAAGUUUUGUGAACCACAAUGGCACGUUGGACGAUGUAGGCCGUCUGGGAGCAUCGCUGGGCUGACAAGCAGUGCAGCGUAAGAGUUAAACGUAUUGGUUUGAUAUUGCACAAUGGGGUUUGUUCGAUAUGCCUUUUGCUGCAGCGGAAGCAGCCAGGCAUUGUUUCUCCCCGCUCCGAAGAGUGGGCACGUGGGCACGGGGAGAGUUACGCAUGGCACAGCAUCGUCCAACUGUAAGCGUAGCCGAGGGAGGGAGGCCAUGAUGCGCUAAUACUGCUUGCUGUUGGCUUCCACGGCUGGACUCUGCGCACUGCUGCUGUCACUCAAAGCACAAACGGAUAAUCUCGCGAGGCACUCCUUGCAGCGGGUCGGCAGCCGAUCACAAUCCUUAGACCUUGUUGAGGGGGCACGAACCGGUCGCCCCCGUGGUGAUCAAGUAGCUGCCCUCCUAAACCUACGGUAGCAUGUGGAGUUCGGUUUCUCUCUUGCGUGUUGUGGUAUUCACCUGAAAACCCUUCCAGUCUCUACGCUCGUACUAUCUAAGGUCGGUUUGGUAGCUAGGUGUACCCGCGCACCCUCUGGUAUUUCGGAAAGACUGUUAUAUAUUGCCCAAUUAUCGGGCAGGGUGUAUGGGCCGGCGAGCCACAGACCCUCAGCUGAUCCCCCAGGCGCGGUCUCUCCAGGGUGUGAGGCGGGAGGCCGAGCCAACCAAUCCCAAUGGAGAGGGGUAGCGGGAAGACAUCAAGGGUGUGUUCGGGAGGGUACGGAUACGCUCGGUAGGGUAUAGAGGGCUGGCUGUACCGAGCGUACCGAGAUUUUCGGUAGGGUAUGGAGGUCUUCCGAGGCGUACCGAGAUUUUGGGUAGGUAUCGUAGCCUUGACCGAAGUGCCGAGACCAUCGGUAGGGUUUGUAGCGGCUGAAGUAGAGGUGGUACACCUCGGUGCGUACCCAACCGAAAUACCCUUGGAAGGUAUGUAUGCAUUUGUUGGGGAGUAGAGGGCCCCCCCAGAUGGGACAACAAGGGGCUACGGUCAUCUCCAGACCCUACUAUCCACGCCCCUGUAGAGCUCGGUCUACAACGCCCCAAAGCUCGUAAAGUAUUUAGAACGACUGCUGACUACAAGCCAAAACACGGACAAAGUGCGAGCGUCCUGGCGCCUGUAGGCCAUUAGUUGUUUGUUGGGGAAAUUCUGAUUGUGAAAAAUCUUUGGUAUUCGAUUGGUGACCCCACUUUUGAACCCCAGUUCUAUUGAUCCCACAUUUCUUGACCCCAGUUAGGCCGAAUUCCGCAUCUCGGCUUGGAUUUAGAGUAGGCCAUCUCCUGGUUCAUAACCAAUUCAUUUGUGUUUGGUCGACGUUGUUGAGAUUGCUUCGACAGAUUUUCGGGUGGAACUGAAUGAAGAAGUGUGUGUACAUGCUGCCACGUCCACCUUUCUUGCACGUGUGGUAACAUUGCUUCUGCCGGUUCUUUGUCGGGAAAUUACAUGACUUCACCCCACGGGCCAUCAACGC